Messenger RNA from Drosophila grimshawi, 1157 nucleotides. It is a transcript of the gene CSN7, whose product is annotated as COP9 signalosome complex subunit 7. The record is from RefSeq and is a predicted model, not a curated record. Gene Ontology annotation, cellular component: COP9 signalosome. Bases 101 to 937 code for a protein of 278 amino acids. Lineage: Eukaryota; Metazoa; Arthropoda; Insecta; Diptera; Drosophilidae. The transcript is spliced from 5 exons. Gene Ontology annotation, biological process: COP9 signalosome assembly.
UUUAUUAUCGAUAUUGUUAAAGUAGCUGAGCAGCUGUGAAAUUGAAGGCAGCCAAACAUUAAAAGCAAAUUAAACGCAAAUACAAAUAAAUAAAAAGAAAAUGGCACAGGACAUGCUGCUUGGCACAGAGGAGCCCAGCAGCAAUAAGGAGACAUUUCUGCAGCAGUUCUGUCUGCUUGCCAAGAACGCGACUGGUGCAGCACUCCUAGAUGUCAUCAAACAAGUUUUGGACGCACCAAAUGUCUUUGUUUUCGGUGAACUCCUCGCGGAGCCCAAUGUCACAGAGCUGAAGGACGGACCCGAUGCCAAGUACUACAACACUCUGAAUCUGUUCGCCUACGGCACCUACAAGCAGUUCCGUGACCAGCAGCAGGAUUACAUCGAGCUAACGCCAGCCAUGCAAAAGAAACUACAGCAUUUGACCAUCGUCUCGUUAGCCAUUAAGACCAAGAGCAUUCCCUAUGCUGUGCUGCUGAACGAACUGGAAAUCGAUAAUGUGCGACAUCUGGAGGACAUCAUCAUUGAGGCUAUCUAUGCGGAUAUUAUUCAUGGUAAACUAUUUCAGAACACACGCAUUCUGGAAGUGGAUUAUGCGCAAGGACGUGAUAUACCGCCCGGCUAUACGGGCAAGAUAGUGGAAACCCUGCAGGCCUGGGUGAACUCCUGUGAUGGGGUAUCCAACUGCAUCGAUAUGCAGAUUAAGUAUGCGAAUAGCGAGAAGGCCAAACGGCUGUAUAACAAGGAGCGCAUCGAGCAGGAGCUUAUAAAUUUGAAGAAAGUGCUCAAGAGCCAGGCCUCCGACAGCGAUGAGAGCAUGCAGGUGGACACACACGGACCGGGCACCAGUAACAGCGGUGGCAUCAAUCAACCGGAGGUGCGCAAGAAGCCCACCAAGAUGAAGAACCCACGAAGCGUUGGCCUCAAGUUCAGCAAGUGAGUGCAGGAGCGCCAUGUGCCAAGCAGCCGGAGGGGCAGUCGAGAAAGCUAAAACAGAACUUGGCACAUUCGGUGGGACGUACAGGGCAAACAGAAAUGCAACUCAUUUAAAGACUUCAAUACAGCAAUUUACAUCUGCAUUCGCUGGAGCUCAUCAUUAGUCAUUAAAAUUAUCAAAUAAAUAAACACAAGGUUCAGCAAUUGAAAUAACCGAAGAAUAA